AUGGCGUCGCCGUCGCUGGCGAAGCGGCGGUCGUCGCUCUGGGCGCGCUACGAGGCCGCGUGCCGGGACGCGGCGCUGCUCGAGAAGCGGGCGGCGCCGAUCCCGUCGGGCCUGAGCUCGCUGCGGCCGCCGGCCUGGGAGGCGGGCGACCUCGAGCAGCUCGAGUCGGCGUCGGCGCUCGACGCGUGGCUCGAGGCGCGGCGCGGCGAGCUCGAGGCCUACGCGGCGCGCCUCGCGGCGAGCCAGCACGACCGCGCGGGCGACGCGGCGCCCGCGGCGGAGCCCGAGGCCGUCGCCGCGGCGUGCGCGGCGCACCGCGUCGGCGGCGGCGAGCUCCGGGCGCUCCGGUCCCACUUCGGCGCCUACGACCCGGAGCGGCGCGGCGCCGUCGACGCCGCCGACGUCGGCCCCCUCCUCCGCGACAUGGGCGGCGACUACGACGACGCCGAAGUCCGCGCGAUCCGCCGCCGCGUCGACGCGGCCGGCGACGGCGUCGUGCCCUUCGCGGCCUUCCUCGCGUGGUGGGCCGGCGGCCUCGACGGCCCCGCGCCCGGCGACGGCCCGGCGCCCGCGCCCGCGGCGGCGCCGCCGCGCGCGGCGCCGACCCGCGAGCUCCGGAGCGGCGGCAUCGCCGAGUGCGGCUCUUGCGCGCCGCCGGACGCCUUCCGGAGCGCCGAGGUCGCGCCGGGCGUCUACCUCCACGCGACGGCGGCCGGCGGGGCCUGGACCUUCGCCGUCGAGCGCUGCGGCCUCGCCGCCGUCGAGGUCCGCGCGGACUUGGGCGGCUCGCGGAACCUGGCCGCGGACGCGCCGCCCGGCGCCGUCGUCGCGGCGCCCUUCGCCCUCGUGCGCCUCGCCGGCGCCGCCGUCGAGGCGCCGGGCGAGCCCUGGCGCCUCCGCUGCGCCCUCGCGUACCGCGACGCGUCCGCGGGAGAGGCGCCGGCCGCGGCGGCGUUCGAGGCCGACGGCGCCUACGUCGACGGCGCGUUCCCGCCGGCGCCCGAGUCCAUCGCCCGCGACGCCGCGGACCCGCUCCGGGCCGCGCCCGUCGCCUGGCGGCGCUGCCUCGGCGGACACGACGAGGCCGCGCGGCGCGCGGCGCUCUUCGGGCCCGCGCGCGCGCGGCCCGGCGACGCGCGCGGGGGGCUGCUCGAGGACCGCUGGCUCUGCGGCGCCAUGAACGCCCUCGCGGAGCGGCCCGACGCCGUCGAGGCCUGCUUCCCGGCCCUCGACGGGCCCCACGAGGUGGCCUGCCGCCUCUUCCUGCGGGGCACGGCCCGAACGGUCGCCGUCGACGAUCUCGCGCCGUGCCACGCGGGCGCCGGCGGCGGCGUGCUCUUCACGGCCUGCGGCGACCGGGACAAGGCCUGGGCCCAGCUCCUCGAGAAGGCCGCGGCCAAGGCCUUCGGGUCCUACGCGGCGCUCCGGCGCGGCUGGGCCUACGAGGGCCUGCUCGCGCUCACGGGCGCGCCGUGCGAGGCCGUGCGCUUCGGCGACGCGCGCGUGCGCCGCGACCUCGAGUCCGGCGACCUCUGGGCGAAGCUGCGCUUCUGGCUCGACUCCGGGUCGCUCGUGACGGCGUCGACGCCCGACGACGACGACGGCGACGCGCGCGCGGACACGGUCUACACGCUCCUCCGCGCCGCGGACGUGCUCGGCGGCGCCGACGGCCACGAGCGGCGCCAGGCGCUGCUCCUGCGGGACGCCGGCGGCGUCGGCCCGCCGGACGGCGUCGUCGACGAGGCGCCGCGCGACGGCGGCGACCGCCGCAAGGAGCCGGGCACGUUCUGGAUGGACUGGCGCGCGGCCGCGGCGACCUUCGCGCUCCUCAGCGCGUGCCACCUGAACCCGAGCGGCGGCGGCGCCUGGCGCACGGCGUCCCUCGACGCGUCGCUCGCCGAGGGCGACGCAGCGGCGUACGCGGACCUCGUCCUCUCCGGCGGCGGCGCGCCCGCGGACUGCUACGUCGCCGCGCACCAGGCGGACGAGCGCGGCGACGGCGCCGACGCCUACGUGGACCUCGCGCUCGUCGUCCUGCGGCGCCGCGACGGCGGCGGCUACGACCUCGUCGACGCCGCGUUCCCGUCGCUCGAGCGCCAGGUCGCGACGCCGCGGCUCCUCCUGGGCCCGGGCGCCUACGUCGUCAUCGCCUGGUCCUCGGGCGCGCGGCUCCGCGGCGGGCGCGCCGCGGACGUGUCCAUCGUCGUCCACGCGGCGACGGACGCGCCGCUGGCCCUGUCGCCCGCGCCGGCGGACGCGGCGGCGCUCGGCGACGCCGUCGACGUCGCGCUCAGGACGCUCGGGGACGCGUCGCCCUACCCGGAGCACGGCUUCACGAUCCACGCGCUCACGGCCGGGGGCAACGGCGUGUCCUUCGCCGUCGAGAACCUGGGGGAGAAGCCCCUCGACUUCACGAUGGACUGCGGGAACGCGCGGAACGCCGCGAGCCACCGAGGGUCGCUCCAGCACACCGCGGCCGUCGCGCCGGGCGCGCUCGCGCUCCUCCACCACCUCUCGCCCGCGGGGCCGGGCCUCUGGUCCUGGUCCUACGAGUGCGAGUGGCACGAGGCCGGCGCCGCGCCCGCGCCGCGGGAGCAUGACGCGCGCGACGGCGGCCCGUUCCGACCGACGCUCGCCUACUAA
Molecule: messenger RNA, 2643 nt
Organism: Aureococcus anophagefferens
Lineage: Eukaryota; Pelagophyceae; Pelagomonadales; Pelagomonadaceae
Exons: 1
Coding region: 1-2643 (880 amino acids)
Biological process (GO): proteolysis
Cellular component (GO): cytoplasm
Molecular function (GO): calcium-dependent cysteine-type endopeptidase activity
Source: RefSeq, a predicted model, not a curated record